Chiroxiphia lanceolata (lance-tailed manakin) is the source of this 2419-nucleotide messenger RNA. RefSeq names its product ring finger protein 207 (gene RNF207). Gene Ontology annotation, biological process: regulation of heart looping; regulation of cardiac muscle contraction. The record is from RefSeq and is a predicted model, not a curated record. Bases 456 to 2228 code for a protein of 590 amino acids. Gene Ontology annotation, molecular function: transmembrane transporter binding; zinc ion binding; Hsp70 protein binding. Gene Ontology annotation, cellular component: perinuclear region of cytoplasm. The transcript is spliced from 17 exons. Lineage: Eukaryota; Metazoa; Chordata; Aves; Passeriformes; Pipridae.
GCCCCGGGGACGGGGACUCCAGCGUGUAGGGCACCUGGCUGCCCUCACUGCCAUUGGAGCGGACAUCCCAGGGCAGGGGACACACCGUUGCAGGGAAUGCUCCCUCCGGGGAGACACUCAGUCCUGGAGGAUCCCCUACCCCUGUCCUGGAGGAUGCUCCGCUGCAGGGAAUGCUCCAGUGCAGGGGACACCCCAACCCAGGGGAUGCUUCUGCUCUGGGGACACCCACCCUGGGGGAUGCCCCACUGUAGGGACCAUCCCACCCAACCCUGCAGCCCCGCGGUGCGGGGGGAAGGGGCGUGUUUGGGGCAGCCUCGUGCCAUGCAGCUCAUAACCUAAAAAUAGGCGGCAGCUCCCGGGGCAGGACUCGUCCUUUCCGUGGCAGCCACGGUGCUUGUGCAAAGCGGUGCCACGCGGGGCCCCCCGGGCGCAGGGCUCUGCUCUCUGUCCCGCAGAUGGCAGGCGGCAUUUUCUCCCCGCUGGGGAGCUGCUCGGAGCUGGAGAAGGCCAACUGCCACCCGCUGGUGUGCCUGCUGUGCCACGAGCCCUACCAGCACCCCUGCCUGCUCGACUGCUACCACAACUUCUGCGCCAGCUGCCUGCGGGGCCGCGCCAGCGACGGCCGCCUGCGCUGCCCGCUCUGCGGGCACCCCUCGGUGGUGAGGGGGGGCACGGGACUGCCCCCCGUGGACCGGCUGCUGCAGUUCCUGGUGGACAGCUCGGCCGACAGCGAGGAGGACGUGCAGUGUGCCAACUGCGACCGGCGCUGCGCCAAGGCGGAGCUGGACGCCAUGUACUUCUGCAACACCUGCGGGCAGCCCCUGUGUACCCCGUGCCGUGAGGAGACCCACCACGCCAGGAUGUUUGCCCGCCACGAGAUCGUGUCCCUCUCCAAGCGCACCAAAGACAUCCACAAGAAGUGCCCGCUGCACGAGGAGCCCUACAUCAUGUUCUCCACCGAGAAGAAGUCCAUGCUCUGCAUCAACUGCUUCAGGGACAUGCAGGGGGAGAGCCGGGCACACUGCAUCGACAUCGAGACGGCGUACAUGCAGGGCUGCCAGCGGCUGGACCAGGCGGUGAUGGCAGUGAAGGAGCUGCAGACCUCCACACGCGAGGCCAUCGUCCUGCUCAAGGCCAUGAUUGAGGAGGUUCGCAACAGUGCCAGCGAGGAGGAGGCGGCCAUCAACUCCCUCUUCGGCCGCAUGCAGGAGCAGCUCUCUGAGAGGAAGAAGACGCUUCUGAAAGCUGUGCAGAGCCAGCAUGAGGAGAAGGAGAAGGCAUUCAAGGAGCAGCUUGCACACCUCGCCUCCCUGCUGCCCACCCUGCAGGUCCACCUGGUGACCUGCUCAGCCUUCCUGAGCUCUGCCAACAAAGCCGAGUUCCUGGACCUGGGUUAUCAACUGAUGGAGAGGCUGCAGAGGAUUGUCAAGCUGCCGCACCGCCUGCGGCCAGCCCAGACCAGCAAGAUCAACAGCGAGUACCGGGCAGAGUUUGCCCGCUGCCUGGAGCCCCUCCUGAUGCUCAGCCCCCGCCGCUCCGUGGUGGGCAGUGCCGGCGGCAUCGGUCCUGGCAUCACUGGCACGAACAUGCUCCCUGGUGGCCAAUGCUCCAAGACCCUCAUGGUGCCCAGCUGUCCCCCCUCAAGUGACAAAAUGUCCACCAGCCCCAUAGUGAGGAAGCCGACGAUGCACCGGUACAUCAGCACCAAGGUGCUCCUGGCCGAGGGGCGUGAGACCCCCUUCGCCGAGCACUGCCGCAACUACGAGAACACCUACCGGAUGCUGCAGAUGGAGAUCCAGGGCCUGAAGGACCAGGUCCAGGAGCUGCAUCGCGACCUCACCAAGCACCACUCACUCAUCAAGUCAGAGAUCAUGAGUGAGAUCCUGCAGAAGUCCCUGCAGAUGGACGUGCAGAUCGCAGCUCACUACUCUGCCGUGGAGAUGAUGCGCAGCGUCUUCGAGGAGGUCUGGGAGGAAACUUACCAGCGGGUGGCAAACGAGCAGGAGAUCUAUGAAGCCCAGCUCCAUGACCUGCUGCAGCUGAGGCAGGAGAACAGCUGCCUGAGCACCAUCACCAAGCAGAUCGUGCCCUACGUCCGCUCCAUCGCCAAGGUGAAGGAGCGGCUGGAGCCCAGGCUGCAGGAGCCCCGGGAGCCCAAGGAGGAACAGGCCCAGAUGUUGCUCAAGAUCUGUGACAACAGUGAAGCAGUGCCAAGCGAGGAAGAAUAAUGCAGAACUCAAGGAAACAGUGAACCUCUUUGGUAUAUAACGACAGAAUAAGUUAUGCCACACAGCUCAGUGGGAACCAUUUCAAAAUGGUCACAUAUAAAAGAGUGUUAGCUAGCCCAACUCUUCUCCUGGUUGGAGAUUUCCCUAGGAGCAUCUCCUACUUGCCCCGACAUCCUGGCUUUUGCCCAAAA